This is a messenger RNA of Colletotrichum truncatum, 3264 nucleotides long. RefSeq names its product fibronectin type iii domain protein. Lineage: Eukaryota; Fungi; Ascomycota; Sordariomycetes; Glomerellales; Glomerellaceae. Gene Ontology annotation, biological process: mitotic chromosome condensation. Gene Ontology annotation, cellular component: condensin complex; condensed chromosome; chromatin. The record is from RefSeq and is a predicted model, not a curated record. Gene Ontology annotation, molecular function: protein binding; chromatin binding.
AUGCACUCUACCGCGCCCCUUCACCUGAUCUUUGCGGUGCACGCGACUUCGUUGCUGGUUUUAACCUCUUCUAGGCUGCUUCAUCGCGCCUGGCAAACUCUAUGGAAGCCAACGACCGACCUGAUUAGCAUUCUUGGAGUCGACGUUCCCGAAGCCCCCGACGUAUCCUUGGCUGGCAUUCGACCCGAUGCUGCAACUCUCAACUGGACGCGCCCGUCCCACAACCGACCCGUGCAAAAGUUCUUGAUACAGGUGAACGGAGUCAAUGUUGGCGAAUCGAGACAGGAAGAGACUGCAAUCACUGUCACUGGACUGAGGCCCAAUCAUUGUUACAAUAUUCGCGUCAUCGCUGUUGGGCCAAACAACUUUCAAGCCGGUAGUCAGGUUAUACGAUUACGCACUUACCGAUCCGAUGGGCGACCAGAACUGGGCAACUCUCGUCUGCCCGACAGCUUUCAGGAUCAGGAGCCCAGAGUUGGCCAGUCUCAAUCGGCCGAAGAUAAUUCCGGACGUAGUCAGGUUCCUACUAUCGAGGCGGCGCCAUCUCUUGAGCCGGGAUCCGUCGCCGCACGAGACGGCCCGACGACAACAUCUGGUCAGAGACGUAACACCGUUAACCGAAGGCAUUCUCCGUCUAUAGCGAGUCAAGAGCAGCCGUCGAUCAAGGAUCUGCCCAGCGAUCAACCCGAACCAUCACUCAAAGACCUGGCCGACGCUUUGGAGAGGACAAGAAAAGAGAUUGACGAGACGACAUCCCAACAUACUACCGAAGAAAGUGAUUUCAAACAGCUUGAGGAACGACUCAAGAAGGAAAGGGAGGACAAAAAGAGAGUACAAAAGGAGAAGGACGACGCCACAGCACAACUGAAACAGAAAGUCAAAGCUAGCUAUGAACAAAUGCGCCAGUCUAGCAAGGACAAGGCACGGAAAGAGAACCAGCUCAAGGAAAAACAAGACAAGUUGAAAAAGGUUCGUGACAAUGUCGACAAAUGGACCGCCGAAAUCGAAAACAUGCGCAAGACGCGUGAAGGCUUUGCAGCCGAAAAGGAAAGUUUGGAGCAAGACCGCGAUCUCAAAGUCAAGCAUCUAGACGAAGAAAAUUCGGCAUUACAGGAGGAAUACUCCCAGCUUGAGACCGAAUACAAGGAGAAGAAGGAGCAGCUCAAGGAGCUUGAAGAUGAACGCAAGAAGCUCCCUGGGGGAGAGGAAGAUGAUACUUGGCGAGAAGACGAUCGGAGGAUGAAGAGGGAGUUCGAAAUCAAGCGACGGGAGCUCCAAAGUCAACUGAUUAUGGAGAACAGAAAGGCCCAGCAGCUUGAUGGUCACUUACAUGUUCUGAACGCUCAACUGUACGCCUCGACCCAACAGGGCCUUCAGUUCUUUAAUCAGGCAAACUCAUCUGGUGUCGAUUUCGAGCAGAACGCACCCACUCAGAUCAAACGCCGGAGCCGCAAUGGUAAUCCUCUUGCGAACCCUGCCGUUCCAUCCCCGACUGGUCCCUACCCAGCCUCAGAUUCCCCCUAUGGGCCUCCCAUUGGCUUUAACAGCCGCUCAGCGUUUGCCCAGUUUGCGGACAUGCAAGGAGGUGAUGGCCUGCCAACGGAAUAUUUCCUUGAAGCAGACAUGAGAGCUCUCACCGCAGGUGCUCCAUUGAGCCCUACAGCCACCAUGUUGCUGCCAUCUGGUAUUUUAGGCGACGACCUCGAUGACGAUCCUCAUAGUCCUAGCUCAUUUUCUCGGAAAAGCCCCUUCGCACCAGAUCUUGACUACGAGGCUCAGUCGCCAGCAUCGUCAGGACAAUCGAAGAGUGUACAUUCAAGCCCUCCUGGAUCAUCGCAUAAGCCAAACUUUCCACCGCUGGCAACGGACAAUAGCGACCGUGCUUCGCUACAGGACAUCACAACGUCGCCGGGCGCGCAGCCUUCGCCGUCCGGACACAGACUUGGCAACAUCUUCUCAUCCUUCCAUCGGAAUAGGGGCGUCAAGGCCGCUGAUGAAGGUGGUCCACUUCUAGGCAGCCUUAAGCAUGGCCAAAGCCAAUCCUUCCCUCGUCAGACUGACGAUUCAGAGCCUACAAAUAGACGCCGGACUAGCUUUUCAUCUUAUACUCAGAACCGAAACUCAGCCGGACCCGAAACGCUCGACGGGAGUGGAUCGCUUGUGCCAAGAGGCAUGUUCUCGUCAGCUAGGCGUCUGAUGCCGUUUAGUGGAGCCUUUGCGGAUCGCGAUCCUAGCAGCCCUCGGCCCGCUUCCAUGGCAUCGGCAGAUUUGCCACGUCCUUCUACUGAUAGCGGCUCAAUCUGGAAUCAUCCAGGGGACAAGAAUCGGUUCUGGUCGGAUAACGGUCUAUGGACAUCGCGGAAUCCAUCCAGGCGGCCCUCAAUUCACGGCUCUCCCGCGAUUCUGAAGACAACGUUAGCAUCAGCGGACGACGAAAUUCUAGACCACGAAGCGCUGAAUGAUCCUCAAGUCUCUCCAAGUCAGGUUGGAGUUAUUGGAAGCAGGCCGCCGGCCAACAAACAGACUCAAGAGUCCAGGGCUUCGUUGAGCCAGCGUCUAAAUCCGGCGGCCCCGACUUUUAUUGGAGGCCUGUUCGGUUGGAAGGAUAAGGAAAGCGACUCCGGUAAAGACAAGGACAAGGCCAAAUCAAAGGACAAGUCCAAAGACAAGACUAAGGACAAGGAGGCUAAGGAGAAAGGCAAAAGCAUCCCUGCCAACCUCGACCUGCCUCACGGCUAUGACACAUCUCCUACCGACUCAAGAAAGUCUCGCGACGCGUUUUCUGUCCAUACGCAGACCUCAGUCUCUGAGUCUCGGGAGUCUUUGACGCUUGACCGGGCGUUGUCGAGCACGCUAUCCGAUUCCAAUUCCAAUGCGAAGGAUCAGGAAAACGUAGUCCGCAAGCUCUUCAGGAAAGGAAGCUCUAGCAAAUUCAGUCUUUCCUCUCGACUGAGUAAGGAAUCCGGGCUCUUCAAGAAGGGACCCGGAAGCACGGCCAAUUCAGACAAGAAUAUGUCAGCCGAGAGAUCCAGCUUUGGUGACCUUGAUGACUUUGGCGAGGAGGGGCUGCUUGGUCGAAGCUACGACAGUGGCACUGGUAGUCCCUCACUUGGACCCUCCAAGUCUAAGGAGACCAAGGAAAGCAGAAUGGCUGGCUGGAGCACCAAGUUUUCCAUGAAGAAAAAGGGUAAAGACACUAAGGAAAGUCUUGAGUUGCAGCGGGCCCCUGAAAGCGAGAUCGAGGAGGAGAAAAAGGACGUAUAA